AUGCGGCAUAGAAACGAGGCGGCGCCGCCGGCAUGGCUCUUCUCGCCGGACACACGGCCGUACGUGCAGCAGGCUUGCAGACCAAUACUUCUCGUGGCUCCUCAGCAGGACGAGAACGGUAAGCUUUGCGGGGUGCGAGACGGCUCGGGCAGUUCGUCGGAAACUCUGGCUCCUGCCAAGGGAGGUGGCUUUGAAGAGCCAACUGGUCCGCAAGCCGCACCUCUCGUGGUAAUCCGGAUGCAGACGGGCAUCUGGAAUCUCGGCCAUCAGCUUGGCCCCAAGUCCAGCUGCAGCAAGCAGAAGCAGCGCACAUGUGAGAGGGUGGGGGAUGACUUCAACUGGCGACUCUGGGGCGUGCGGCGAGCAACAAGCAACAAGCGACGAGCGACGAGCAAGAAGCAGCAAGCAGCAAGUGACGAGCAGCGAGUGACGAGCAGCAAUCGACGAGCAGCAAGCGACGAGCAAAGAUCCCAGAAACAGUACCAGUACCAGUGCAGUCUGCCCAGCUGGGGGCUCCUCGAGUUCCGGCCGGUUACGUUGCGUCGUCUGAUACCGAGCCCGCCAUAG
Messenger RNA from Ustilaginoidea virens, 567 nucleotides. RefSeq lists its product as uncharacterized. The record is from RefSeq and is a predicted model, not a curated record. The coding region runs from base 1 to 567 and encodes 188 amino acids. The transcript has 3 exons. NCBI's taxonomy places the organism in Eukaryota, Fungi, Ascomycota, Sordariomycetes, Hypocreales, Clavicipitaceae.